Messenger RNA from Desarmillaria tabescens, 474 nucleotides. RefSeq lists its product as uncharacterized. The record is from RefSeq and is a predicted model, not a curated record. The transcript has a single exon. NCBI's taxonomy places the organism in Eukaryota, Fungi, Basidiomycota, Agaricomycetes, Agaricales, Physalacriaceae. The annotation marks the transcript as partial.
CUCCUUUCUGUUGGUCACAUCACCCAGGCAGGCUAUUCCCUUGAUUUCAAGGACGAGGAGUGCUGCAUCUUCAACAAGAAGCAUCACCAAAUCGGAUCAAUACCUCAUGUCAAUGGGCUAUACAGACUCCGUGUACUGGUUCCCCAUCCAGAAGCCUAUCACAUUGAUGAUGGACCACAUAUUGUGACAUCAGAUGAAUUGCAUUGUCUGAUAGGUCAUCUUCCAGUCAAUGCAGCAAAGAAGCUUGUCAAGGAUCAAUUAGUUGAUGGUCUAGAACUUGAUGAAGAAAGCCCUACCUCGAAGGAUCAAUGCCCAUCAUGUCUACAUGAUAGAAUGACAUGGAAAGCAGUAUCCAAGUCUAGAGAAAAUGACGUAUCAGGGAGAGUAGGUGAUCAAGUUCACAGUGAUGUGUGGGGACCAGCAACCAUUGAGACACCCCAGCACAAGAAAUAUUAUGUCACAUUCACAGAUGAU